This is a messenger RNA of Peronospora farinosa, 1752 nucleotides long. NCBI's taxonomy places the organism in Eukaryota, Oomycota, Peronosporomycetes, Peronosporales, Peronosporaceae. The record is from the annotation of a GenBank genome assembly.
AUGAGCGAUUCUUUACGAGACAAGCAGUUCUCUCAGUCCUCCAUUGACGCGGCUACUGUCGCAUCAUUUCCAAAUCUGUCGCCCGUGCACGAAGCCGAGGAGACGAAGCCGCCGGUCAUCAACAUUACUAGUCAAAACGACGUGGUCAGAAUGGGCGUUACUGACCGUCAAGACGACGACGAUGUGGCCGUUAAUUCCGUUGCGCUCAUGGACGUAGACGACGAGCAACAGCAGCAAGUGACGAUCGAUACACGGCUACCUUCUUACUCGUCGUCUUCAAGCAAUGGCUACACACUAGAGAACGAUCUGCGUGCCAUGAACAAUCAGAUGAAGCGUGUGUUGGCUUUUUGCGAGACUCAGCGUGAGAAUCCGCUGCGGUUGCAGACCAGGAUCAUUGACUUGGAGGAACAGCUGCGUCAAGUCAUUGCUGAGAAGAAUUACUGGAUGAAGCGAUGCAAGGACCUCAUAGGUCACCAGCCAUCCGCCGUCGAGAGCUCGAAGAUGGAUCUGCAUGACGUUAAGAAAUGUCCUCGCAAACGCUCAAACUCGGAGCUCAUCGUGAUUGCCGACACGUGGGCACAGCCUGGCCGUGAUGGUAUUUACAGUGAAGACACUUCCAGCGUCGUGGAGAGCGAUGCGUCUUUCGGCUACAGUAAGACUGAGCUCGUGGACGAUGGGGCCGCUAUGCGCUCGUGUUUCCGGCUAUUGCAGUGCUCAGACGAGCAGUGCGAGGUAUUCAACCCCACGAAUCGCAACAUCCGUACGCAUCACUGCUCGCGUAAUAAUGUGCAGCUCAUGUGGGACGAGCCGCCUAAGUCGGUCCUCAUUGUGAAGAAACCCAACGAACCGGAAACGACAGACAUGCUCGUGCGACUGGCUCCUUGGCUUCAUACAGAGAAGAACAUUGACAUUUUUCUUGAACCUGAUGUACAUGAAGAGAUAUCGUUGCCAAACACUAAGACAUGGGGCAGCAAGCCAGAGGAGUGGGAGGAGUGUCAACGAAGAAUUGACUUUGUAAUUUCUCUGGGUGGUGAUGGCACGGUGCUGUGGGUUUCUUCACUCUUUAGCAAGAGCGUCCCACCCGUUUUCUCGCUGGCAAUGGGAUCACUGGGGUUUCUAACUCCGUUUAAAUCUGACAAUGUUGUGGAGGAACUUACCACUGUCAUUAAUGGGGGCUUUUACAUGUCAUUGCGUUCACGUCUUACAUGUACCGUGUACCGUGGCGGCAAGGAGCGCAAAAUUAGUGGAAACUUGCACGCGUUGAAUGAAAUUGUGAUCGAACGCGGGUCAUCGGGUGCGCUUGUAGAGCUCAACUGCUUCUGCGAUGGUCUUGAAGUCACCAAGAUUGCUGCGGACGGUAUCAUCAUCGCAACGCCAACAGGCUCCACAGCAUACUCGCUUUCAGCAGGCGGAUCCAUGGCCCACCCUUCUGUGCCAUCGAUGCUGUUCACUCCGAUCUGUCCACAUACCUUGAGCUUCCGACCUCUAAUUUUCCACGACAGCGCGACACUAAAGAUUGAGUUUCCUGCCACCAGUCGUGCGUCAGCGUGCUGUGUCUCUUUUGAUGGCAAAAAUCGUGUACAUAUGAAGCGUGGCGAUAGCAUAGUCGUCCGUGUCUCGUCCUACCCGCUGCCAUCAAUAUGUCGGGUGAAUGAGAACCAGGAUUGGUUUGAAUCAAUGAUAACGAAUCUCAACUGGAACCAACGCCGUGCUCAAAAACCCUGGCAACCUCCUGUCACCCGCAAGAUUUAA